Molecule: messenger RNA, 5228 nt
Organism: Peromyscus maniculatus bairdii (prairie deer mouse)
Lineage: Eukaryota; Metazoa; Chordata; Mammalia; Rodentia; Cricetidae
Source: RefSeq, a predicted model, not a curated record
CCCGCUCGGCUGGCUGUCAGGCCACCGGCCCGGCCUCCGAUGCGGAGGCGCUGCGGCCGGGGACCAUGCAGCAGGCGCCGCAGCCCUACGAGUUCUUCAGCGAGGAAAACAGUCCGAAAUGGCGGGGACUGCUGGUCCCGGCCCUGCGGAAGGUUCAGGAGCAAGUACAUCCCACUCUCUCAGCUAAUGAAGAGUCUCUUUAUUAUAUUGAAGAACUGAUUUUUCAGCUGCUUAAUAAAUUAUGCCUGGCUCAACCAAGGACUGUUCAAGACGUGGAGGAACGAGUCCAAAAGACCUUUCCUCAUCCUAUUGAUAAAUGGGCAAUUGCUGAUGCACAGUCUGCCAUCGAGAAACGUAAGCGAAGAAAUCCUCUUUUACUACCUGUGGACAAAAUCCAUCCUUCCUUGAAGGAAGUUUUGGGGUACAAAGUGGACUACCAUGUAUCCCUCUACAUUGUGGCUGUAUUGGAGUAUAUCUCAGCAGAUAUUUUGAAAUUGGCUGGUAAUUAUGUUUUUAAUAUCCGGCAUUAUGAAAUAUCUCAGCAAGACAUUAAAGUGUCAAUGUGUGCAGAUAAGGUUCUGAUGGACAUGUUUGAUCAGGAUGAUGAUAUAGGUUUGGUUUCUCUCUGUGAAGAUGAACCUAGUUCUUCUGGUGAGCUAAACUACUAUGACCUUGUCAGAACUGAAAUUGCAGAAGAAAGACAGUAUCUACGGGAACUGAACAUGAUCAUCAAAGUAUUCCGGGAAGCCUUUCUUUCUGACAGGAAGUUGUUCAGGCCUUCUGAAAUUGAAAAGAUUUUCAGUAACAUUUCAGAUAUACAUGAAUUGACUGUGAAACUCUUAGGGUUGAUUGAAGACACAGUGGAAAUGACAGAUGAAAGUAGUCCUCACCCAUUAGCUGGGAGCUGCUUUGAAGAUUUAGCAGAGGAGCAAGCGUUUGACCCCUAUGAAACAUUGUCACAGGACAUUCUCUCGCCAGAGUUUAAUGAGUACUUCAGUAAGUUGAUGGCCAGACCUGCAGUUGCUCUACAUUUUCAGUCCAUUGCUGAUGGCUUUAAGGAGGCUGUUCGUUACGUCCUUCCACGGCUUAUGCUGGUGCCUGUGUAUCACUGUUGGCAUUACUUUGAGUUACUAAAGCAGUUGAAAGCGUGCAGUGAAGAACAAGAAGACAGGGAGUGUUUGAAUCAGGCUAUCACUGCCCUCAUGAAUCUCCAAGGCAGCAUGGACCGAAUUUACAAGCAGCACUCACCUAGACGCCGACCAGGGGAUCCCAUUUGCCUUUUUUACAAUCGUCAAUUAAGAAGCAAGCACCUGGCUAUCAAGAAAAUGAAUGAAAUUCAGAAAAACAUAGAUGGGUGGGAAGGCAAAGAUAUUGGACAGUGUUGUAACGAAUUCAUAAUGGAAGGGCCAUUGACCAGAAUUGGUGCUAAACAUGAAAGGCAUAUUUUUCUCUUUGAUGGCUUGAUGAUCAGCUGUAAACCUAAUCAUUGCCAGAGCCGACUUCCGGGUUAUAGUAGUGCAGAAUACAGACUAAAAGAGAAGUUUGUCAUGAGGAAAAUUCAAAUCUGUGAUAAGGAGGAUACGUGUGAAUGCAAACAUGCUUUUGAAUUAGUAUCCAAAGAUGAAAACAGUGUAAUCUUUGCUGCUAAGUCAGCUGAAGAGAAAAAUAACUGGAUGGCAGCCCUUAUUUCCCUUCACUAUCGAAGCACUCUAGAUAGGAUGCUGGACUCCGUACUGUUGAAAGAAGAAAAUGAGCAGCCCCUGAGGCUACCAAGUCCAGACGUGUACCGCUUUGUGGUGAAAGACUCUGAGGAAAACAUUGUGUUUGAAGACAACCUGCAAAGUAGAAGUAUAAUCCCCAUUAUUAAAGGAGGGACUGUGGUGAAAUUAAUUGAAAGGCUAACCUAUCAUAUGUAUGCAGAUCCCAAUUUUGUUCGUACUUUUCUUACUACAUAUCGUUCAUUUUGUAAACCACAGGAAUUGCUAAGCUUGCUGAUAGAACGGUUUGAGAUUCCAGAACCAGAGCCUACUGAAGCAGACAAGUUGGCGCUAGAGAAAGGCGAGCAGCCAAUCAGUGCAGAUCUGAAAAGAUUUCGCAAGGAAUACGUCCAACCUGUGCAACUCAGGAUCUUAAAUGUCUUUCGCCACUGGGUUGAACAUCAUUUUUAUGACUUUGAAAGAGACCUGGAAUUGCUUGAAAGACUAGAAUCCUUCAUGUCAAGUGUAAGAGGGAAAGCUAUGAAGAAAUGGGUAGUGUCCAUUGGUAAGAUCAUCAAGAGGAAGAAGCAGGCUCAGGCAAAUGGAAUAAGCCAUAAUAUCACCUUUGAAAGUCCACCUCCACCCAUUGAAUGGCAUAUCAGUAGACCCGGCCAGUUUGAAACGUUUGACCUUAUGACACUUCAUCCAAUAGAAAUUGCACGCCAGUUAACACUUUUGGAGUCUGAUCUCUACAGCCAGAACCAUGUGGCUGUGCUUUUUAUAUAUUCUUGUGGAUCUUUAUAUAUGAUUGAAUUAUAUGGAAGAAUUAUAUUCAGCUUAUAUGUUUUAAAGGCAUUGCAGGAAAGGAAGAGGAGAAUUUUGGAUGAUGCUGUGGAAUUAAGUCAGGAUCACUUUAAAAAAUACCUAGUAAAACUUAAAUCAAUCAAUCCACCUUGUGUGCCUUUUUUUGGAAUAUAUUUAACAAAUAUUCUGAAGACUGAAGAAGGGAACAAUGAUUUUCUCAAGAGGAAAGGAAAAGAUUUAAUCAAUUUCAGUAAGAGGAGGAAAGUGGCUGAAAUUACUGGAGAAAUUCAGCAGUAUCAGAACCAGCCUUACUGCUUACGUACUGAACCCGAAAUGAGGAGAUUCUUUGAAAACCUUAACCCCAUGGGGAUUCUAUCUGAAAAGGAGUUUACAGAUUAUUUGUUCAACAAAUCGCUAGAAAUUGAACCCCGAAACUGCAAACAACCACCUCGAUUUCCUAGGAAAUCAACCUUUUCCUUAAAGUCUCCUGGAAUAAGGCCUAAUACAGGCCGGCACGGCUCCACCUCAGGCACAUUGCGAGGUCACCCCACACCUUUGGAGAGAGAGCCGUACAAGAUAAGCUUUAGUAGGAUUACCGAGACUGAGCUCGAAUCAACAGUGUCAGCCCCCACCUCUCCAAACACGCCGUCCACUCCCCCUGUGUCUGCCUCCUCCGACCACAGCGUGUUUCUAGACAUGGAUCUCAACAGUUCCUGUGGCAGCAACACCAUCUUUGCGCCGGUGCUCCUGCCCCAGUCAAAGACUUUCUUCAGCUCGUGUGGGAGUUUACACAAACUGAGUGAAGAGCCGCAGAUUCCCCCUCCGCUUCCUCCUCGGAAAAAAGUUGAUCCUGAAACUUCAAACUCCAAGGGAACUAUGAAAUCUGAUGAUGAUCCUCCUGCUAUUCCACCAAGACAGCCUCCUCCUCCAAAGGUAAAGCCAAGAGUUCCUGUCCCCACCAGUGCAUUUGAUGGGCCUGUGCACAGUCCACCUCCACCACCGCCAAGAGAGCCUCUUCCUGAUACCCCCCCACCGGUUCCUCUUCGGCCUCCGGAACACUUUAUAAACUGUCCGUUUAAUCUGCAGCCACCUCCAUUGGGCCACCCUCACAGAGACCCAGACUGGUUCAGAGACGUUAGGACGUGUCCAAAUUCACCAAGCACUCCUCCCGGCACACCCUCUCCACGGGUGCCACGAAGAAGCCAUUUGCUCAGUUCCAGUCACAACAACCUUGCUCAUCCUCCAGCUCCUCCCGUUCCACCAAGGCAGAAUUCAAGCCCUCACCUACCCAAACUGCCACCAAAGACUUACAAACGGGAGCUCUCACACCCGCCCUUGUACAGACUGCCUUUGCUCGAAAAUGCAGAAACUCCUCAAUGACCUUAGCCAUGUGUAGUCAUUGACACUGGAAUAGUAUUUGUAAAGAUUUUUAAUUUAUUCAAAGAGGCAUAGUAUUUUAGUACUUUUUACAAAUAAUGCUCUUACAAAAAUGCUACUGAUCAAAUAAGCUUUUAAGAAUGAGAAAAAUUGCCGGGCAUGGUGGCCCACACCUUUAGUCCCAGCACUCGGGAAGCAGAGGCAGGUGGAUUUCUGAGUUUGAGGCCAGCUCGGUCUAUAGAUCGAGUACCAGGACAGCCAUGGCUACACAUAGAAACCCUCUCUCAAAAAAACAAAACCAAGAAAAGAAUUCUAAAACUUAAAAUGCAAAAGCCCUUCACCAUAACCCUCAGGUGAGGAGUAGCCUUGCCUUGUCUCAGCUCCUCAGUGCUGCCCAAAGGCCAGUAUAAUGAACUCCUGUUUGCACUGCAGACCCCGCUAAACUGUGGCUGCGGAUGAUACCGACUGCACUGAAAGGAUAGUUCUCAAGGAAGUGCUCCAGGCUGAGUAGUAGACGCCUUCUUAAGGCGAUGAAUUCACAGAUACAGGAUGAACUGUGAUGUUACUGGGUCGUCAACCCUCUCUGACCCUCUUCUAGGUUUUAACUUUGUUUGGUUUUUACAGCUAGUGAAUAACACCUCCUGUUCUUAAACCUUUGAUGCCAUGUCUUAAAUGCCAGUAUUUGCUGCUGAAGACAAAAACAGAAAAUAGAAUGGAAAUAAUAGGAUGCACUGUGUUUAUUAUUUUGUUAAAAUUAUAAACGAUUCUACAUAACCCGAUUAUAGACGAAAAGGGGCAUGUAUCUCAUUAAGAUGCUCCUUUAGUUCUGCAGUGUAUGCUGUCUUUAGCUAAUGAUUUGCCUCUUGUUUGGGAAAACAAAGUUAAUAUGCCAUGUAUGUACAGUUUAUUUAUAUUGUAUAUAUUUAAAGACAAUGCUAAUAACCUAUAUAAAUUUAAGUGACUUGAGGCCUAUAAUACAAUCUGCUAUUUUACUAAUUUGUAAGUCAAGAACAAACGUUUCUUAUGGCGUAGGAACCAACUGCCUUCACUUCAAAACGUAUUAACUUUCUUUAAUCUCAUGUUAAUUGAAAUUUUUUAAAAGUUUUUCCAGAUUGGUAAUAUUUAAACAAAAUACUUAAAGCUUUAUUAAAAUUUGUAAUCCGACAGGAUAAAGCUUUUGUCAUUUGGACACCCUCGUUCAAAGUGAUCAGAGUGUGGUGCUGAUCGUUCAGGAGCAAUUGUAAAGUAGCCCAAAGCCACGGUGUUCUCUGCUGGUCUGUGGCCUUUUACUGUGCUUUGUAUCAGAGUUCUAACAAGAUUAAUAAAUCACCUCAGUCUUCAUUUUUAAAA